CUCGCGCCCGCCCCCCCGUCUGGGUCUCCAGGGAAACGCCUCAACAUUCGGCGGCUUUCCGCUCUUAGGCCCCGCCUACCGUGUGACCGCGAGCCACUUCCUGGACGAGUUGUGGAAAGUUUGUGCGGGCCGGUGGUGGUGGCGGCUGCGGCUCGGCGUGUGAGCGCCGCACGGUCCGGUAACCCGGUGUGUGUGUGUGGCCGGCCGUCCCUGGGCCGCGGGAGGGGCACCCCCACCGCUCCUGUCCUUGGAGGGUGGGGGGCGAUGUUGCUGGCACGGCGGCGGCGGUGCUGUAAGCAGUUACUGCUGCUGUGCUGCGGGAUGAUCGCCCUGGGCUUCGUGGUGCUGAGCCGGAGCGGGCAGCAGGACAAGCGGCAGCCGCGGGCUGAGCGCUGGGAGCCCGCGGCUGACACGGGCUCGGUGCUGGAGGCCGAGUACGACCGCCUCCGGAGAAGCGUGUAUGAGAAGCCGCGGCUGGAUGAGAGUGCGCUGGGAGAGCUGGGCAGAGCGGUUCACCUGAACCUGGAGGGCGAGGAGAAGCGGAAGGAGGAAGAGAGUGUGAGCAAACAUCAGAUCAACAUCUAUGUCAGCGACAGGAUCUCCCUGCGGCGCCGACUGCCCGAGAGGUGGAACCCGCUAUGUAGAGAGAAAAAGUACGACUAUCGAAACCUUCCUACCACUUCAGUGGUAAUAGCGUUUUAUAAUGAGGCCUGGUCAACACUCCUGAGGACGGUCCACAGUGUUCUUGAUACUUCACCUGAUAUUCUGUUAAAGGAGCUCAUCCUUGUGGAUGAUUACAGUGACCGAGAACACCUGAAAAAGCCUUUAGAAGACUACGUGGCUACUCUUCGCAAAGUACGGUUGAUACGCGCACGAAAGAGAGAAGGUUUAGUUCGUGCACGAUUGUUGGGUGCAUCUAUAGCGACAGGUGAUAUCUUGACGUUCUUGGACUGCCAUUGUGAAUGCCAUAUAGGUUGGCUGGAACCACUACUGGAAAGAAUCAAUGAAGAAGAAACAGCUGUGGUAUGUCCUGUAAUUGAUGUCAUUGACUGGAAUACCUUUGAGUUCCUCGGACACUCUGGAGAGCCACAGAUUGGUGGGUUUGACUGGAGGCUGGUCUUUACUUGGCAUGUAAUUCCCGAGCAUGAACGGAAACGAAGGCGAUCCCCAAUUGAUGUUAUUAAGUCUCCCACUAUGGCUGGAGGGCUGUUUGCUGUCAGCAAGAAAUAUUUUGAAUACCUUGGCACAUAUGACACAGGAAUGGAGGUCUGGGGAGGAGAGAACUUGGAAUUUUCUUUCAGAAUAUGGCAGUGUGGGGGUUCCUUAGAAAUACAUCCUUGUUCUCAUGUGGGCCAUGUUUUUCCUAAACAAGCUCCAUAUUCAAGGAGCAAAGCCCUGGCAAAUAGUGUGCGUGCUGCACAAGUCUGGAUGGAUGAGUAUAAAGAACUGUAUUUUCACAGGAAUCCACAUGCCCGUUUGGAACCUUAUGGUGAUGUAUCAGAAAGGAUAAAACUGAGAGAGAAACUACAAUGUAAAAACUUCAAGUGGUUACUGGAGAAUGUUUAUCCAGAUAUUCAUGUACCUGAGGAUCGGCCAGGCUUCUUUGGAAUGUUAAAGAACAAAGGGAUGGUGAACUACUGCUUUGAUUACAAUCCACCUAAUGAACACAACGUUGCAGGAGAAAAAGUCAUUCUGUAUCAGUGUCAUGGCAUGGGACAAAAUCAGUUUUUUGAAUUCUCCUCACACAAUGAAAUCCGCUAUAAUACUCGCCAACCUGAGGCGUGCGCUGCAGCAGAUCCGGGGACUGACCAUUUAACAAUGCAUCUUUGCCGAGAGAAUAAAAAGCCUGUGCCUGAAAAUCAGAAAUUCAUUCUUAAGGAGGAUGGCUCAAUCUACCACAUCCAAACAGAAAGGUGCCUCCAGGCUGUACACAAUGCAUUCAGUAAUGGUCGUCCAGGACCAUUACUACGGCCUUGCACAGAUAUCGACCACCAGAAAUGGUUCUUUCAAGAAAGAAAAUGAUUUAUAGAUAUUCAGGUUCAUUAACAACUUCAUAAAGCUGCCAUUACCAAAAUGCUACUGAAUUUUCCUAUGAACGAUAGGAUCAUUUCAAAUCCAUAAACUGUCCCCGUCCUGAAGUAUUCUAAAGGAAUGUUUAGAUCUGCAUCAUAUACUGAGAUCUUCAUACAGAUUUUAUCACUGAGAACAGUUUAUUUUUAAUAAUGCCUUGAAAUUAUGAAAAACUCUCAAUUUCCAAAGGACAAUGUGGUUCUUUAAUGCAAUUGGUAGAUAACUUGAUUGCAUCCCAUUUGAACAUAUGUGGUGAAGAAUCUAUUGAUUUCAACAAGAUUUGUGAAAGGCUUUGAAACAAUUAUUUGCAAGAGUGAGCUUAUGUUAAUCUUCUUUUGGAUGUCUUGAAGUCCGUUAUCUAUCAAAUCACAGCCAUGUGAAAGAGACGGCGCUUUGAUUCCUAAUUCAUUUAUAAAAAUUGGAGCAAUGACCUUUUUUUUUGCUCAAACUAAGGUCAAAAAGAGUGAAGAUGUUCAUAUUGUUCUAUAAAACAUUUCCGUUUUGAAUGUAUCAUCUGGUUUUAGUGCACUGAGGAUGUGUUAUGUCUUUGAAUCAUGGUUUUUUGAGUCCCAUAAUCUUGCAUUCAGACUGUUGUGAAAUUGGAAGUGUGUUCACCGCUUGAAACUAAAGAGGACACUUUUUGGAAUUUAUUCUCAUGAUAUUUAAGCAUAUGAUGCUCAGUGGUAGAAAUUUCAUGGAAAUAUCUGUGGACUUAAAAAGGAUAGGGUAAUAUCUUAAGUUUACAGCUGAUUAUGAUACUCUUAUUUCUGGCAUUGAUCUGCAUGAGGUGGUGUCAAUUUUUUGCACCAUUAUUGGAGAACGCUAAGGUCUAAUGCCAAAUCUGCAGUCAGAGUUUCUGAAAACACUUAACCUGAUUUUGUAGGACACAGUAAGAAACUUUAUUAUGAGUUCCAGCUAAUGAAAUAUUUUUGAAGGACAGUCCCUGCUGUUUUGCAGUCAGUGAGAGUAAUGACUUGUUAAUUUAUUUUGGCAGUGCUUGUUGAGAGCUAAAGAAUGACCUGGAAUGACAGGUGGAAAUAAAACUCUUGCUCUUGUUCAAGUGGUGCCUUUGGGAUCUUUGAUAUCCACCUCAAUAGGGAGUUGGGGCUUGGGUUUAAUAUCUGAGGGCUAGCAUCUCAUACAGCAUGUGCUAAACAUUGUAUUGAACUCUGUUUAGAUUGUGCUGAAGUCUGAGGAUUGGGCUUGAGAACAUGACAUCAAAAAGUGAGAGACCCCAAUUGGUGCAAUUGCCAUUGUGCACCUUAGCCAAUCUUUUUUAACCUUUUGAAGCAUGGGACUCAAUCUAAAUGAGAUGUGAAAUGGGACAAAAGAAGGAAUUUUCAUAAACAUACCUUGUGCACUUGAACAUAUUGAUAUAUUCCAUUGUGUCACCAUAUAUUUUCAUUUACAAUUAAAUAUUUAGAUGGGCACCUGUUAAAACAAUUAUUAAUCAUGAGUUUGAGAUUUGGAUCUGGAAGUGCUUGAGCUUUACAUUUUAAAAUGAUUCUAUGCCUGAUUAUGGAAUGUUAAACGUGCUUCAACUUGUCCAGAAUUUUGAAAAAAAAGUACAAGACGACUGUCCAUAAUUUAAUGUUGAUUUGUAACCACAUCAGGAUAGUUUGUAUAAAAAAAAUCGCAUUUUAGAUUAAUGUGCAUUGGCUCACUCCUGCCUAUGUGGCUGCAAUAUCAUAUCACAAGUGAAAAGUAAAUGUGCAAUGAUUUGUUUGAAUACAGUAGAUGCAUUUUAUUUUGAUUAAACAUUUGAAGGACUUCUAUUUUUGCACUCUAAUUGCAAAGUGUAGUUCUGAGAAUUAAUAUUAUAAUACUAAUUAUAGAAAAUAUUUUCUUCCCUCAAUGUAUAAAAUGAAAUAAAUAGCCAAAAAUGUUUAUAGAAUUUUCAAAUGCUGUAUAUGUGUAUGAAAAGACUUGCUUACCAAACAGUAGCAAUAUGUCUAUGGAAGGAUGAGUUUGAAUGGCUUUGCACUUCUAUACUUAACUUUGAUAUAAUGAUACCUGAAUGCUGGAGAAUGUACAGAUCUGUUUCAAAUAAUUGCUUUUGAUAGAUAUUCAUUGACCCAAACAGCAAAUCACUGUGUACAAGGGCUUAUUGACUUCUAAAAAGUAUGUCCUGGGCUUCCACAACAUGUAAUAUUCUGAUUUGUUUAGUCUUAUUGAAAGAACUUUGUUUUUAUUUAAAUCUGUUCAUUGUACAUAUAUUGGCGUACAUUUCUACAGCAGUUUAUGGGGCUUACAUUAAGGUGAAAGAUUGUACAAUGUUCCAGUUACUACCACCAAACAGACAUGCUGAGACUAGGACCUGGUCUUGAGGGUAGUUGAGUUGGACUGCAAAUGUUUAUAAAAUUUACUACUUUUGGAUAAAAUAUAAAUGUCAAAGGAUUUGUAUUUAAGUUUCUUUGGUGGAUAUCUUCCUAAUGGACACAUUUUUAAAAAUCAACCUAUUUUAUAAAUUGUCAUUGUUUUGCUACUAUGCAAUAUUAGAUACCUACAUCUAUCUGAGUUUCAAUAAAAGGACUGCACAAUUUCUUGUGAAUUGUAUGUUGAGCAUUAAUGUAAUGAAAAUGGAGUGUAUAUAUUUUAUUCUCCAGUUGUUUGCUUGCUGAAGAGCUGGCAACACUUUUUAAAAAUACAAUUGAGACCGAAAUUGUGGAUUGAUUGCCAUUUUUUAAAAUGAAAUAUCUGGUGCUUUUUUAAAUAACAUUUUUGAGUGAAUAAUCAUAAUGCUUUCAUGUGCUCCACAGAUGUUGGUGAGAUUUAACACAAUGCUUCUUAUCUGAGAAUUCUCCAUACAACUGAUUUAAAUUUUGAACAUGCUUUAAAUUUUUAAAUAAAAUAAAAUAUUUCUUGUGAAUUACAAAAUGUAUAUCUCAUAAAUCAAGUCU
This is a messenger RNA of Hemiscyllium ocellatum (epaulette shark), 4970 nucleotides long. RefSeq names its product UDP-N-acetyl-alpha-D-galactosamine:polypeptide N-acetylgalactosaminyltransferase 12 (gene galnt12). Gene Ontology annotation, cellular component: Golgi apparatus. NCBI's taxonomy places the organism in Eukaryota, Metazoa, Chordata, Chondrichthyes, Orectolobiformes, Hemiscylliidae. The record is from RefSeq and is a predicted model, not a curated record. The transcript is spliced from 10 exons. The coding region runs from base 265 to 2022 and encodes 585 amino acids.